UAUAAUGAAAUAAAUAUCUUGGUCUCCAGAAAUUUCUCAAUGAUUUCUCCUUUAUUACCUUUCCAGGUUGGCAACUUAAUUGGCUACUAUAAAUUAAACCUUCCUUAAACCCUCCGUAAUAUAACCAAGAAACAGUCAAAAUUACGUACAAAAAACUCUGAUUUUGUUGGUUUUUGAUCUCUGAAUCUGAAGAUGAUGAGCCGUAGUGGAAGCAAGUUAUUGGGUAAUUCCAUGUUGGCCGUGCUGGGGCCUCGCUUGUUCUCUUCUGUAGCCACUCGUACGGUGUCCGGAGAGUCGGCGGCUACCGGGAUCCUGACGGGUUACAAUUACAAGCUUGGGAUUGUUGCCGUGAGAAAUAGGAGUACUUUGGUUUUGGGUGAGAAGGAACAGGAGGAGAAGCAACAAGCGAAGGAAACAGCCGGUGACGGUAACAAUGACGAAGAGAAGAGGAUCGUGAGUUACUGGGGUGUUGAGGCUCCUAAGGUCACUAAAGAAGAUGGUACGGAAUGGCGAUGGAGCUGCUUUAGGCCAUGGGAGACCUACAGAGCUGACUUAUCAAUUGAUCUGAAGAAACACCAUGCGCCUGCAACAUUUUUGGACAAAAUGGCUUUUUGGACUGUCAAAUCUCUCAGAUGGCCAACAGAUUUGUUCUUUCAGAGGAGAUAUGGAUGCCGGGCAAUGAUGCUUGAGACAGUUGCGGCGGUGCCUGGAAUGGUGGGAGGCUUGCUGUUACACUGCAAGUCAUUGAGGAAAUUCGAGCACAGCGGCGGCUGGAUCAAAGCACUUUUGGAAGAAGCAGAGAACGAAAGAAUGCAUCUCAUGACUUUCAUGGAGGUGGCGAAGCCCAGAUGGUAUGAGAGGGCUCUAGUUUUUACAGUCCAAGGCGUAUUCUUCAAUGCCUACUUCUUGGGGUAUUUGAUUUCUCCGAAAUUCGCUCACCGCAUGGUGGGGUACCUGGAAGAAGAAGCAAUUCACUCUUACACAGAAUUCCUCAAGGAAUUGGACAAAGGAAACAUUGAAAAUGUACCAGCUCCGGCAAUCGCCAUUGAUUACUGGCGCCUGCCUCAGAACUCGACUCUUCGUGACGUUGUGAUGGUGGUGAGAGCCGAUGAGGCCCAUCACCGUGAUGUGAAUCACUUUGCAUCGGAUAUACAUUAUCAGGGGCGUGAAUUGAGGGAGUCUCCAGCGCCAAUUGGGUAUCACUAAAAUUGAUGUUAAAUGUUUGGUAGAAUAAACAUAUUC
This is a messenger RNA of Pistacia vera, 1242 nucleotides long. Its product is annotated as ubiquinol oxidase 2, mitochondrial-like. NCBI's taxonomy places the organism in Eukaryota, Viridiplantae, Streptophyta, Magnoliopsida, Sapindales, Anacardiaceae. Gene Ontology annotation, molecular function: alternative oxidase activity. Gene Ontology annotation, biological process: alternative respiration. Bases 193 to 1206 code for a protein of 337 amino acids. The transcript is spliced from 4 exons. The record is from RefSeq and is a predicted model, not a curated record. Gene Ontology annotation, cellular component: mitochondrion.